Lagopus muta (rock ptarmigan) is the source of this 1107-nucleotide messenger RNA. RefSeq names its product phosphodiesterase 6D (gene PDE6D). Lineage: Eukaryota; Metazoa; Chordata; Aves; Galliformes; Phasianidae. Bases 82 to 534 code for a protein of 150 amino acids. Gene Ontology annotation, biological process: sensory perception of light stimulus. The transcript is spliced from 5 exons. Gene Ontology annotation, cellular component: cytoplasm. The record is from RefSeq and is a predicted model, not a curated record.
CAGCGCCGCUCCCGCCCAGGCCCGCGCAGCCAGGCGAGCCCGGCGCAGCGCCCUCCGCCCGCGGCGCGGCGCGGCAGGACCAUGUCGGCCACGGACGAGCGGGCCAAGGAGAUCCUCCGGGGCUUCAAGCUAAACUGGAUGAAUCUUCGGGAUGCAGAAACAGGGAAAAUCCUCUGGCAAGGAACAGAAGAUCUGUCUGUACCUGGAGUGGAGCACGAAGCUCGAGUUCCUAAAAAAAUCCUGAAAUGCAAAGCAGUGUCUCGGGAGUUAAACUUUUCCUCAGCAGAACAAAUGGAAAAAUUCCGACUGGAACAGAAAGUGUAUUUCAAAGGGCAGUGUUUAGAAGAAUGGUUCUUUGAAUUUGGUUUUGUGAUUCCUAACUCCACAAACACUUGGCAGUCCUUGAUAGAGGCAGCACCUGAAUCACAGAUGAUGUCAGCUAACGUUUUAACUGGUAAUGUUAUUAUAGAAACCAAAUUCUAUGACGACGACCUUCUUGUAAGCACUUCCAGAGUCAGACUUUUCUACGUUUGAGAUGGGGCUUUUUGGAGCUGUUUUAGUUUUCCUCCAUGCAGUUCUUGGUGCAGAACCUCCUGACUAUCCAGUGGAAGACACUCCUGUAGGCGGUGACCCUGGGAACCACCUCUACGUGGGUUGUGACCUUUGCCCAUCGGUUGUUUUGCUUUCUUCUCUGACCAGACCCGACCAAACCCUCAGAGACAGCACCAUCUGCUCAGCGCUGCGUUGGGGAACAGAGGCUGUCUCUGAAAAUGGGCCAACGGUGGUCGUGCAGAACCAAUACUGUAAAUUAUGUUAGUUUCCUCCUUUGUACUUCUAUGGAUCCUGUUAGAAAACUUCCCAUUCCACUCACACCACACUCAGUGCGUUUCCUUUUUGAGGGGAUUAAGUUCACCUUUUCAUUUUCUCAUGUUGUAGGUUUUUCUCCUUUCACUGGAUUUCUGUGUAACUGGUCCACGCUUCCUCUAACCCUGAACUUGUAAAAUAGACUGUGAUAUUACCUAAUGUAAUUAAAACAAAUUUCUCAAUUAAAACAUUCCUACCGUCCAAAGCAGGGAAGCGGCGCUGAUUCUGUGUUCUUUCUGUUAC